Messenger RNA from Trichosurus vulpecula (common brushtail), 529 nucleotides. It is a transcript of the gene NDUFB3, whose product is annotated as NADH:ubiquinone oxidoreductase subunit B3. Gene Ontology annotation, cellular component: mitochondrion. Lineage: Eukaryota; Metazoa; Chordata; Mammalia; Diprotodontia; Phalangeridae. The transcript has 3 exons. The record is from RefSeq and is a predicted model, not a curated record. Gene Ontology annotation, biological process: electron transport chain; mitochondrial respiratory chain complex I assembly. The coding region runs from base 111 to 416 and encodes 101 amino acids.
UAGUUCCGUCCUCUCAACUUCCGCUUCCUCUUGACUCUGGCUGGGGGGGGGGAGGUGGGGGGCGGUGUUGAGAUUCCCGUGUCCCGGGGAGGUCAAGAUUCCUGUCAGGCAUGGCACAUGGACAUGAGCAUGGACAUGGUCAUGAAAAAAUUGAACUCCCUGAUUACAAACAGUGGAAGAUAGAAGGAACACCACUACAGCGAGUCCAGGACAGGUUGGCUAAGCAAGGUCUCAGGGAUCCAUGGGGCCGCAAUGAAGCUUGGCGAUACAUGGGUCGUUUUGGAAAACCUGCUACUUUGUGGGCUGCUUUGUCAAGAGGAUUCAAAUGGGGUUUUGGAGCAUUUUUAGUAGCUGUUGGAGUAGAAUAUUUCCUAACUGCCCCAAAGAAUGAGGAGGAACAUGCUUCUAAACACUAAAGUUAAGACAAGGAGGAAUCAUAGCUAAUUAUUUAGAGUGAAUGUUUGCUGUUCUAUAGUUUGCUUACUUGCCAUGUUAAAGAUUAAUAUUAAAAUUUCACUUGAUAAAAGAA